GCCUCGUGAUGUCCGGCAAGGCUGCAAAACGACGCUAAGAUAAGCUAAGAUAAGCAAAAGUCCGUGGCUCUACAACACCGUCGGUGUACAACACUGCACAGUACAAAUGUUGGGACUUCAGCACUCGCGUCCGGUAUCACAUGCCGCCUCACUACUGACAUUCUUCUGCUUGCAACCCUGCUUAACUCCCAGUCAGCUGCUUUGUCAGUCUCAUCAUCUCACCGCGGCGCGUUUCGGUCACAUAGUACGCCCAGCCAGCCAAGAUGGCGGACGCGGACGAAGAUGCGAUCCCCCGAACAAUGCCUUCCGGAGCCGAAGACCUCGAAGACGAAACCCAGGAUUUCCGCUUCCUGGCCCAAUUGACGUCUGCUUCGUCCUCGACGUCUGGACAGGCCAUUAUCCCCAAACGAGGGACCAAGGAUUUUGAACCCAAUCCGACUCGAUCGCAAGCGUCGGCUCUCGAUGCCGCUCGUCUGGCCAUGCACACUGCCCUCAGUGCGGUGCGGGUACAUUCGGGCAGAAGUCACCUUGUGGGCCAGUACCUGGCCGAUCCAAAAGACUGGAGAUGGGAAGAAACCGUUAGUGGUGGUCGACAUGGCAGAUGUGUCGUGGUGCCGAAAUUCAAGAGCACACAUUUGAAGGUCAUGGGACAGGCGGAUAGGAAUAACUGGGUCUGGUUGCUGCCUGAAGAGGCUUUGUUUCUGUUGGAAAGAGGUAGUUUGGAUAUCAGAUGGCCGGAUAUUCCUGAGGAUGAAGAAGCAGAGGGGACGGAUAAGGAGGAAACAAGUGGGACUACUGCUGCACAAGAUCAGCCGCAAGCAAGUCAGGACGAGGCAGAGGGAGAGGCAGACAACAGGAAGUCAGAUGUGGUUACUGCCCCUGAAGACCAAGCCAUCGAGCACGGCGAUCAGAGAGAAACAGAGACAAACACAGACGAAUCAACAUCUCAACAACAGCCUGCACAGGUCAAUAGCCGCAAAAUCUCCGACGGCGCCUCCGAACCGCGAAUUGGCCAGCUCCCAAUGAGUCUGCAAGGCGCAUAUGCCAGCUUCAUCGGCAAAGACGGCCUGACGCUGGAGCGAUACAGUGUCUACGCAGGGCUGAAGCGGGCAGGAUACAUUGUGCAACGAGCCCCGACGUGGCAUGAUACAGAUGUCGACGAGGUCAACGGCAACGGUUCCAUCGACGGUCCCCAGCAUACUCAACCGCAUUCGAAUGGACAAUCACCGACGACGUCCCAGCCACUAUCAUUCCUCGCCAGCCCAGCAAGUCUCAUCCACCGACUGGUAUCAUGGCUGUUCCGACCUCGACAAGGAGCUUCCUGCCCUUCACUAGGCCCACUAGUCGCCCCUGGCCUGUACCGAAACUACGCAGACAUCUUUCGCGCCCUCGCCUUGAUUCCUUACCAUGACUCCUCCAGUGUUAACAACAGAUAUACGACAUCCAAUCCGUCUCAACCUCAACCUCAACCACGACCUCGACCUCCUUUCCGCGUCCACUUCCACGUCUGGAAACCCAACGUAUCCCAUUCCUACCGCAAAACCGCGCCUCCUCCACCAGACUACCGCAUCGCCGUCAUCGACGCACGCACCACUUCCCUCCCUACACUCACACAGAUCGGGGAUCUUCUCGACUCGCAGCCCGAGGAUGUUUUGUCCAAAGAGAAAGAUGGAGCAGGCGCAAGAUUGGAGGCGCGCAUCAAACAUGGCCGUAGGAAUGUCUUGCUUGCUGUCGUCGACAUGGGCGUCACUAGUUACUUGCGACUGAGUGAUGCUUGUUUCGGCGCGGAGAAAUUGUUUGAGGAAAAAACCAGUGGGGCUGGGUCGAAGGGGAAAGGAAAAGGAAAUGGGAGAGGGAGAGGCGGCGGUGGUGCCGGUAGAGGAGGAAAAAGAUUACCGGGACAGACGAGGGGAGGAGGCUGAGUGGCCCUGCAUCCAAUGUCGUAACCGUGUAAUCACUUCAAGCAGGCUCUGUCAGGGAGAUAGAGAUAUCAAUCUGGGCGUUCGUCUCUAUGUUGUUACUUUUUGAUUUUAUAGAUGUGAUACCCCGGAUAGUUGUUAGGUAUACAUGUAGUCCAUCAUUUGCUUCUAUAUCAUUGAAUAAAAGUCAAUUCCUA
Exophiala dermatitidis NIH/UT8656 is the source of this 2116-nucleotide messenger RNA. RefSeq lists its product as uncharacterized. Lineage: Eukaryota; Fungi; Ascomycota; Eurotiomycetes; Chaetothyriales; Herpotrichiellaceae. Gene Ontology annotation, cellular component: tRNA-intron endonuclease complex. The transcript has a single exon. Gene Ontology annotation, biological process: tRNA-type intron splice site recognition and cleavage. The coding region runs from base 264 to 1922 and encodes 552 amino acids. The record is from RefSeq and is a predicted model, not a curated record.